Messenger RNA from Sinocyclocheilus rhinocerous, 541 nucleotides. Its product is annotated as cytochrome c oxidase subunit 7B, mitochondrial-like. The transcript has 4 exons. Gene Ontology annotation, biological process: mitochondrial electron transport, cytochrome c to oxygen. Lineage: Eukaryota; Metazoa; Chordata; Actinopteri; Cypriniformes; Cyprinidae. The record is from RefSeq and is a predicted model, not a curated record. The coding region runs from base 1 to 390 and encodes 129 amino acids.
AUGGAGAAACCUAGCUCUUCCAUUCAUUCUUUAGGCUCCCCUCGCGUGCACGCGCGCGCACGCAUCGCUCACUUAUUUCCGCGCUGCCAUUUUGUUUCUGCCAUUCAGUUCAAGGGUAUUAGCGCGAGCGGUCGGCUGUACAGAGACAUAACCAUGUAUCGUUUCGCCAAGGCUGCCCUGAACCUCAGCGGUCAGAGUGCCCGUCAGGUGGCUGUACGACAGAAGUCUGAUCUGUCCCGUGAAUUUCAUGCAAAGUAUGGACUUCCUCUUCUGAUUGCUGGGGCCACAUUUUGCACAGCUGUUUGGGCAUAUGUGAUCACAUCAACAGGCAUUGCAUGGAACCUGUCACCUGUAGGCAAGGUGCAGCCCAAGCCGUGGCAGGAGGAAUGAAUGCAUUUCCUCAUUGUGCACCGAAUGCUGGAGGAUUCUGAAUGACAUUUUGAACUUUUCCAUUUUGCAAAUGGAGAUUUCUCACCUUAUCCAAUCUUGUUGCUAUCUUGGCAUGUCUGUAAAAAUGUAAUAAAUUAAAUAUAAAUCUUAA